Molecule: messenger RNA, 1269 nt
Organism: Ipomoea triloba (trilobed morning glory)
Lineage: Eukaryota; Viridiplantae; Streptophyta; Magnoliopsida; Solanales; Convolvulaceae
Product: transcription repressor MYB6-like
Exons: 2
Coding region: 114-1106 (330 amino acids)
Source: RefSeq, a predicted model, not a curated record
UAUGUUCCUGUAAGGAUUGAUUGAGGAGGUGAGGAAGUAAUCUAAUCUAAUCAAAUCAAUUCAAAUCAAAAGAAACGAGACAACAAUAAUUCAACAACAUAUACAGCAGCAUUAUGGGCCAUCACUGUUGCGGCAAACACAAAGUGAAGAGAGGCCUUUGGUCUCCUGAAGAAGAUGAGAAGCUCAUCAAACACCUCGCCACUCAUGGCCAUGGCUGUUGGAGUUCUGUCCCCAAACUUGCAGGGUUACAGAGGUGUGGAAAGAGUUGCAGAUUGAGGUGGAUAAAUUACCUGAGGCCGGAUCUGAAGAGGGGAUCAUUCACAGAGCAAGAAGAGAGGACAAUCAUAGAUGUUCAUAGGAUUCUGGGCAACAGAUGGGCACAGAUAGCCAAACACUUACCUGGGAGAACCGAUAACGAGGUCAAGAAUUUCUGGAAUUCUUGCAUCAAGAAAAAACUCCUCGCACAAGGCUUAGACCCCAACACACACAAUCUCCUCUCCUCUAAUCAAGCCAAGAUUAACAAAAACAACAAACCCAUCAACUCCCAACAUUUCACUAUCGACCAAAACUCAUCCCCUCCAAAAGAUGAGCCCCACAUUCCCCUAGACCUCAAAGCCUCCAUUGCAGCCUUCACUUGCAUUCCCAAUAAUGAGCCCCAUAAGUACCCCUUAAAAUUUAAAUAUGGUCCCACGGGUGGCUACCAGUACCAAAACCCGUCCCAAAACAAACUGGUGACGGGUUUUGGUACGAGUUGCUCUUCAGUUGAGAGCACUUCGAACAAUCUCUCCUCUUCUCCUUCCUCUUCCUUGAACCCGGCGCCCGGGUUGGGGGCCAUGAAUGUGGAGAAUUCCAUGUGGGGAACCGGCGCGUUUGAACCGCUGUUCGGACCGGACCGGUUUGUUCAUCAUCAACAACAACAACAGGAAAUGUACAAGGUUAAUACUGAGUUCUGUAGCAAUAAUGUGCAGAAUAUGGAGAUGGUGAACACGUUUGACGACAGCUCUGACUUUGACUUCGACUUUGGGGAUGAUUCUGCACUUUUGCCCUUUGCAGCAGUGUACUGUGAUGCGAAUUCUAUGGAUCAACUUGCAUGGGAUAAUUGCUGAUUUUGUUUGUUUGUUUUUUUUUAAUUACAUUCUAGGAAUUAAUUUGCAUUGACAAUUUAGUUUGAUACUUGAUAGGUUUGUGUAUUUUAUCUGAUUGUUUACAUUUAAUUUCAUGUAGUUAAAUUGAAAAUAUAUAUAUAUGUUAAACCAUAUUAGUUUAUUA